Molecule: messenger RNA, 477 nt
Organism: Cyclocybe aegerita
Lineage: Eukaryota; Fungi; Basidiomycota; Agaricomycetes; Agaricales; Hemipholiotaceae
Source: the annotation of a GenBank genome assembly
AUGGCUGCUGUCCCUCAGUCUAAUCAGUACCAGGCGACUUCGGCCGCUAUAAUCUACAAGGGACAUCACGAGCUCCAGAGGACUCGCUAUGUCUCUGGCAGGGUUAUCGCCUCUGAUGCGGAACUCAAUGCCAUUGUGUGUGCGGUGCGCCUUGCUGUCAAGCAGGCAAACUGCCAACAUAUCAUGGUCUUUACUGACUCUAUGGGCUUGGCCCAUAAAGCGGUGGACCCCUCCAUGCACUCUGGUCAGGCUUUUAGCCUGUCAGUCUGUCACGCUCUCCAAGAGUGGUUCGAGGCGGAUGAUCUCUGCUGCAUCACCUUCUGGGAUAUUCAUGGUGAGGCACACAAGUAUGUGACCCAACUCAAAGUCAGGGUUGGACAUCACAAGACGGACAAUUCAAUAGACGCGCUUUGCUCUCGAGCUGCACACUCAAGUCUGGAUGCAUGGGGCUCCAUGUUCCAAGAUCGUACCUACUGA